AUUGAAUUGUCCGGGUGUUUUAAGGCCUGGGACUGAAGCGCGUUUGGUUUCGUUUGAGUCCAUUUUGGAUCCACGUUUGUUCGGCGUUAUUAAGUCUUUACUGUUAUUGUGUUUGCGCUUGCCGACUUUAACGCUAAAACGUUUUGUUAUUCUCUCCCCCAAAUCAUCAAGGAGGGUUUUUUGGAUCUGUUCUUUUCGCGUUUUUCAUCCCUCAUCAGCAAAUCGUGCUCAAGCCUACUGACGAUUAGACGUUCCAGAAUAUUCAUUGCCAGCCAAGAUUAGCUCUGUGAUGUUGAGGUUGCUCGCUGUGUUUGUGUCCACUGUCUUAACUGGCGUGUUUCCGGAUGAACAUAGUCAUGUAUAUGAUGUUGCAGAAGAAGUGGUUCUAUGGAUGAACACUAUUGGACCAUAUCAUAAUCGUCAAGAAACUUACGGAUACUUUACCUUGCCUUUUUGCCGUGGACCUAAAAUUUCAAUUGAACAUACCCAUGAAACUUUGGGUGAAGCUUUACAGGGGACAGAACUUCAAUAUAGCGGGAUAGAUAUUCGAUUUAAAAUUAACAAACCUAAAUCAACGAUGUGUGAAGUUGAUGUCAAUUCAGAUGCUUACAUAGCUUUUAGUAAAGCUGUUGAGCAACAAUAUUGGUAUCAAAUGUAUUUGGAUGAUCUACCGAUUUGGGCUGUUGUUGGGGAGGUAAGCAAAGACGGUCAUCCUAGUAUUUGGACUCAUAAAGAACUGGAAAUCGGAUAUAAUGAGAAUCAAAUAGUUUUUGUCAAUUUAAUCAACGGUGACUUGACUCCUUUAAAACUGAACACCAAAAUUACAUUCUCGUAUAAGGUUAGAUGGGUUCCAUCAGAGAUAGACUUUGCUGAUCGAUUUGAUAAGUAUUUGGAUUACGAAUUCUUUGGACACAAGAUUCAUUGGUUUUCAAUCUUUAAUUCAUUUAUGAUGGUAUUGUUCCUUGUCGCAUUGGUCUGCAUGAUUUUAAUGCGAACAUUACGGCGUGAUUAUGCAAGAUAUAAUAAAGAAGAUGGUCUAAGCGAUUUGGAUCGUGAACUAGGCGAUGAAUACGGUUGGAAACAGGUGCAUGGAGAUGUUUUCCGCUCACCGCCUCAUUCAUCUUUAUUAGCUAGUUUAGUUGGAACAGGGAUUCAUAUUGCCGUGGUCUCAUCCAUAGUAUUAUUUUUGGCACUAACUAAUAAAUUAUACACCGAACGUGGAAGUUUCAUUUCUACUGCCAUAUUUGUUUUCGCUUCUACUUCACCGGUAAAUGGAUUGGUUGGUGGCAGUCUAUAUGCACGCAUGUCUGGCAAACGCUGGAUUCGUCAAUUCCUUAUGGGUGCUACGUUAUUGCCUUUUCUAAUAUGUUGUUUCACUUUUCUGGUAGAUCUUGUUGCUAUAUACUACCGUACAAGUCGGUCUAUCCCAUUCUUCACAAUGCUCUCCAUCACUUCCAUUAUCUUAUUCGUAGUCAUUCCAUUAAAUUUAGUCGGUACUGUGUUAGGCCGUAAUUUAUUUGGUUUAGCGAAUUUUCCAUGUCGAGUGAAUCCUGUUCCCAAAGCAAUACCGGAAAAGAAAUGGUUUAUGGAACCGUCAUUUCUCAUUAUUGCAAGUGGACUAUUACCGUUUGGAUCAAUUUUUAUUGAAUUAUAUUUUGUCUUCACAUCAUUUUGGGCGUAUAAAAUUUACUUUGUUUUUGGCUUCACUUUGCUUGUUUUAUUUCUUCUAAUUGCUGUGACAACAUCUGUUACUGUUGUGGGCACCUAUUUCUUGUUGAAUUCUGAGGAUUAUCGUUGGCAAUGGACAAGUUUUCUUUCUGGUGCAUCGAUCACGUUUUAUGCAUAUUUAUAUUCGAUUUACUACUACUUCUUCAAAACCAAAAUGUUUGGUCUAUUUCAAACUACUUUCUAUUUCGGUUAUAUGGCAUUGUUUUGCCUAUGUAUAGGGUUACUUUGUGGACUCUGGAUUCUGCUACUCUGACCUGCCUCAAAUUAGUUAUGACCUUUUCAACUUCGAUAAAAUUUGGGGAACUUGUCAGUCAGUCAGUCAGUCAGUCAGUCAGUCAUGAGGUAGAACCAGCUACGUAAGUACAUCAGUUCAAGUUGUCAUACCCCAGUAGCACAGAGGUAUGGAAUUGUCAGGCCAAAUCACAGAAUAGUAGAGGUAGUAAGUAUCAGUGGUAAUGGGGAAGAAUGGGCAUCGAAGAUACUAUUCGAAAAAAAUAUAUAAUUUAGUGAAGCAAAAUCAAAAAAGGUUACGGUGAAUUUAGGGGAAGAUAUAGAACGAAUGCACUGCGCCACUUCAAACGAUUUCGAGCCGUGUCUUCCAAAGUCUUUAACCAUUGGUUACGAUAAUCACGCGGACCCUAACCAGGUUAUCUAUACUUUUUAACAUGGGUCAGUCCAAUUGUCUGUGACUUCAUGGACCAAUGCUAUGUUUUGGUUAGGCUGCCACUAAAUUUCUUCCGGUCUACUCCUACACUAGAAAACAUCGCCCGUUGAAGUAAGCAGACAAUAAGCAUACGUAACAUGCGUCCCAACCGCCUCAAUUGAUGAAUACUUACUACCUCAUCAAUCGGUCUGUUAUUACUACAUAGUACUAUAUCCCUUACACAGUUAUUACUCAUUAUGUGCUGCAUGUGCUGGUGUUGUCAAUGUAAUUUGUAAACUUUUCAGCUGCAGAUGUUUAUUAUGUUUUUUUCAUGUAACAUUUAUUAUUCAGGGCGCUGUGUUGUAGAGAAGUGAUAUUGAUUUUGUUUGUGGUUGAUCUGAGUGGAACAUAACCGACAAGUUCACGACUGUUAGGUAUAUAAUAAAGUAUAUAUGGUGUCUCCAUUCGGUUUGUAUUCAUUUAUUUUCUUAUUCACUCGCACUUCAUCUUUUGUGAAUAUUUACAUAUGUUAGUGUUGUUUGUGAGUGUUAACUUAUGAUCAUCGUGGAAAAUUUGUUUUCUCUAAAAAUUAUCUGAAUCUGUGGUUAAUUAUAGAUGCUUAAUCUGGCUUACGUAUAAAGUGAUAUAUAUUCAUAUAUAUAUGCCAAUCCGUUUUUCUAUAUGUUUACUUUCUAAUAUAACCAGCUGUGCAUGAAAACUUAAACAAUUAUCUCUCUCUUUUUCAAGGUUCAGUUGGAUACAUUGCUGCUAAUAGAUUCGUUCGUAAAAUAUACUCGGUUGUCAAGGUGGAUUGAAAUGCCUAAUCAUGACCAGAUAUUGUUCCUCUUUGUUUUUGUAUGAAAUUCUUAAGCUGUGAUUAUUGUCAACGUUUUUUCCUCUUCCUCACCUUCUGUACUUUGUGUAUGUUUUUUCCACUAUUCUGUGUGACUUCGAUUUUGGUGUAAGUUGUUUGGGGAUUUUUAUCUAUGGUCAGUAUUUUAUUUCUUAAAUUAGCUUUGUUCAUAUAAGCACACGUCAACAAUUCAUUUGUGUUUGAGGAAUUCAGUUUUUAUUCUUACAUUACCAUUAAUUAUAAUUACGUUUCGUUAUAGUUUUUGAUUUUUUUCUCUUCACUCAUAGUUUUCACUGUUUCUAGGUUGCUUCCUGUCAAAUGUAGCGAACUGUACUUUGUUACCCAUUGUGAACAGUGACAUGAUAUAAAGAGUAAUUUGUAUCCAUCCUUUUAUUGUCACAUAGUAUGUUUAUCUUGAUAAAUAGCUUCACAUGUGAGUGAUAUUCUAAAAUGAUUAGAAGUAGUCGAAUUGAUGUGCUGACUAAGAACUCCCCAAAUAACCCAAUCUAUGACAAGUUAAGAUAGA
Messenger RNA from Schistosoma curassoni, 3750 nucleotides. NCBI's taxonomy places the organism in Eukaryota, Metazoa, Platyhelminthes, Trematoda, Strigeidida, Schistosomatidae. The record is from the annotation of a GenBank genome assembly.